AGCACCAGCAGUGUAGUCUGAGCCAGUUGCAGCAGAACUUCAAACCAAGUCGCGGCCGUUCCGAGGAAGCAGCUCACUCAGUGCGGUCACACUUUAACCAGAACCGAACCGGAAACCUCAGCGGGCCAACAUGCCGGCCACAGAGAAGGACCUGGCGGAAGACGCCCCGUGGAAGAAGAUCCAGCAGAACACCUUCACCCGCUGGAUCAACGAGCACCUGAAGUGCGUCAACAAGCGGAUCGGGGACCUGCAGUUGGACCUGGGAGACGGCCUGCGGCUCAUCGCCCUGCUGGAGGUCCUGAGUCAGAAGAAAAUGUACAGAAAGUACCACUCCAGGCCCAACUUCAGGCAGAUGAAGCUUGAGAACGUCUCGGUGGCGCUGGAGUUCCUGGAGAAGGAGAACAUCAAGCUGGUCUCCAUCGACUCUAAAGCUAUAGUAGAUGGGAACCUGAAGCUGAUCCUGGGAUUGAUCUGGACCCUGAUCCUGCACUACUCCAUCUCCAUGCCGGUCUGGGAGGGCGAGGACCAAGAGGCAGAGUCAAAGACACCUAAACAGCGUCUGCUUGGCUGGAUUCAACACAAAGUCCCCGAUCUGCCAAUCACCAAUUUCAGCCAAGACUGGAGGGACGGGAAAGCACUGGGAGCUCUGGUGGACAGCUGUGCUCCAGGUCUGUGUCCAGACUGGGAAACCUGGGACUCGGUCAGACCGGUGGACAACGCUUCUGAAGCCAUGCAGCUGGCCGACGACUGGCUGGGCAUCCCUCAGGUGAUUGCUCCAGAGGAGAUCAUCGACCCCAGUGUUGAUGAGCAGUCUGUGAUGACCUACCUGUCUCAGUUCCCCAAAGCCAAAUUAAAGCCUGGAGCUCCACUCAAACCCAAGCUCAACCCUAAGAAGGCCCGUGCAUACGGACCAGGUAUCGAGCCCACAGGGAACAGAGUUCUGCGUCCUGCUGUGUUCACGGUGGACACCUUCAGUGCGGGUCAGGGCCAGGUCAUGGUCUACCUGGACCAUCCAGACGGCACUCGAGAGGAGCUGAAGGUGGAGCCCAACGAGGGCAAGAAGACGUACAGCGUCACCUACAUUCCUCAGGUCAUGGGAGCUCAUAAGGUCACAGUGCUGUUUGCGGGGCAGCAGAUUCCCAAAAGUCCAUUUGAGGUGAACGUGGACAAGGCACUGGGAGACGCCUCCAAAGUGACGGUCAAAGGUCCGGGAAUCGAACCUGUGGGUAACAUCGCCAACAAACCCACCUACUUUGACAUCUACACAGCAGGAGCAGGAAAGGGAGAUGUGACAGCCAUGAUCCGAGACCCACAGGGUCGCCAGAACAGCGUUGAGGUCAUGAUGGAGGACAAGGGUGAUGGCACUUUCCGCUGCACCUACAACCCCCUUCAGGCUGGACCACACACCAUCACCUUGACCUUUGGAGGAGUAGGUGUCCCCAAGAGCCCUUUUGGUGUGGACAUCGGCCCUGGUGAGAGCUCUUCCUUCUUUACCGCUGCUUGUUCAAAGGUUUUUAUAAAAACUGAUGCCAUUGAACAUGGUCUAUCAGCCUGCAUGCCAGGAGCCUGCAGGGCGACGGGUCGGGGUCUGCAGCCUACGGGCAUGAGAGUGAAGCAGGUUGGGGACUUGAAGGUGGAUACGAGGAACGCCGGCAGUGGAGAACUAAAGGUCCUCAUCAAAGAUCCCAGAGGCAUGGAGGAGCCUGUGAAGCAGGCCUCUAGUCAGGACGGUGUGUUCUCCUACGAGUAUUAUCCCAAAAGUCCUGGCAAGUACACCGUCUCCAUCACCUGGGGGGGUCAGCACAUCCCAAAGAGUCCCUUUGAUGUGGCAGUCAGUCCAGAGGCGGGGCCUCAGCAGAUCAGGGCCUGGGGUCCAGGUUUGGAGGGGGGCAUCGUUGGUAAACCUGCAACCUUUGUAGUUGAGUCCAUCGGCACCGAUGUAGGAGUUCUCGGUUUCGCCAUCGAAGGUCCUUCCCAGGCUAAAAUUGAGUGCGAGGACAAAAACGACGGGUCUUGUGAUGUUCGUUACUGGCCAACAGAGGCGGGCGAAUAUGCCGUCCAUGUGACCUGUGAUGAGGAGGACAUCGAACACAGCCCCUUCAUGGCUCACAUUAUCCCUGACAACCACACCAGUCACCCAGAGAAGGUUCAGGCUUACGGGCCUGGGCUCGAGGCAAGCGGCUGCCAGGUUGACCAACUGGCUGAGUUCACAGUGGAGUCUAAAGGAGCUGGGAAAGGUCCUCUGAAGAUCACAGCUCAGGAUGCAGAGGGGCUUCCUGUGGAGGUGAAGGUGAAGAGUAAAGGAGAGGGAUUGUACCAGUGCUCCUACACGCCCAGCUCGUCUCUGAAGCACACAGUGUCCAUCACCUGGGGAGGAGUCAGCAUCCCCAACAGCCCCUUCAGGGUGAACGUCGGGAAGGGAAGUCACCCCAACAAGGUGAAGGUGCUUGGUCCCGGAGUGGAACGAAACGGACUGAAGGCCAACGAGCCAACCCACUUCACAGUGGACUGCUCAGGAGCUGGAGAUGGGGACGUCAGUGUAGGCAUCAAGUGGGAUUCCAACUCAGCGGGCGAACAGGAAGCUGACGUGGACUUUGACAUUAUCCCCAAUGCCAAUGACACAUUCACAGUCAAGUACGUCCCUCCUGCUGCAGGCAGGCUGACGGUUAAAGUCCUUUUCACUGAUCAGGAAGUCCCUCAGAGUCCGUUCAUGGUGAAAGUUGAGCCGUCCCAUGACGCAUCGAAGGUCAAGGCCAAAGGUCCAGGACUUGCUCCAAGCGGUGUGGAGAGCGGGAAGCCCACCCAUUUCACGGUGAUGACCAAAGGAGCGGGUAAAGCUCCGCUGGACGUUACCUUCUCCUCCUCAGUCAAAGACUUUGACAUCAUUGACAACUACGACUACUCUCACACCGUCAAGUACACGCCUGUGCAGCAGGGGGAGAUGACCAUCGUGGUGACGUUUGGAGGUGACCCCAUUUCCAGCAGCCCCUUCACGGUUGGUGUUGCCGCCCCGCUGAACCUCAGCAAGAUCUCUGUGGACGGCCUUGAUAGCAGGGUGGAGGUGGAUGAAGAGCAGCAGUUCAUGGUGGACACAAAGGGUGCAGGAGGUCAGGGUCAGCUGGAGGUGGAGGUGCUGGGUCCAAGUCAGCAGGCAGUUCCUUACAAAGCAGAGCCUCAGCCUGGAAAAGCAGAUGCCACUUUGGUCCGCUACACCCCCACAGAGGAGGGGGUCUAUGCUGUCAACGUGACCUACGACGGGCACCCUGUGCCGGGGAGCCCCUUCUCUGUGGAGGCCCAGCUGCCUCCAGACCCCAGUAAGGUGAAGGCGUUUGGACCCGGUCUGAAGGGAGGGCUGGUCGGGGACCCAGCAGAGUUCACCAUCGACACCAAGGGGGCCGGAACCGGAGGUCUGGGCCUGACCGUGGAGGGGCCGACUGAGGCGAAGAUCGAAUGUUCUGAUAACGGCGACAGUACCUGCUCUGUCUCCUACCUGCCCACCGAGCCCGGAGACUACUUGGUCAACAUCCUGUUUGAAAAUGUUCACAUCCCCGGCUCGCCGUUCAGAGCCGACAUCCAGAUGCCCUUUGACCCCUCCAAGGUGCUGGCCUCGGGGUCUGGGCUGAAGAAGGCGAAGGUUGGAGAGAUCAGUGUUUUGAAUGUGGACUGUUCUCGAGCCGGGCCGGGCCAGCUUAGUCUUGAAGCUGUGCCGGAUGCCUCCCCGAGCAGCCCAGGAGAUUCUGGUUCAGGUGUGAAGGCAAAGACGGAGGUUGUGGACAACAAGGACGGGACAUACACGGUGACCUACAUCCCCCUGACCUCCGGCAUGUACACCCUGAUGCUGAAGUACGGCGGCAAAGCCGUCCCGGGUUUCCCAGCCAAGGUGAUGGUGGACCCUGCUGUGGACACGUCCAAAGUCAAGGUGUUUGGACCUGGGGUUGAAGGAAAAGCCGUUUUUAGGGAAGCCACCACAGAUUUCACAGUGGACGCCCGUCCUCUGAGCCGGCGAGGGGGGGACCAUGUGAAGGCUGAGGUCAAGAACCCGUCUGGAGCUCUGACGGAGUGCGUGGUCACCGACAGAGCGGAUGGGACCUACGGCGUGGGGUACACCCCCUUUGAGAAUGGUGUCCACAGCGUCAAUGUUCUCUACGAUGACACGCCGGUUCCCCAGAGCCCCUUCAGAGUGUCCGUUACUGAGGGGUGUGACUCCAGCAGGGUGGUGGCCACCGGCCCAGGACUUCAUCAGGCCCUGACAGACCAGACCAACACCUUCAACAUCAUCACAAGAGGGGCAGGAAUCGGUGGCCUCGGCAUCACUGUGGAGGGUCCGUCUGAGUCCAAGAUGUCGUGCAAAGACAACAAAGACGGCAGCUGCAGCGUGGAGUACGUUCCCUACACACCAGGCCUCUAUGAUGUCAACAUCACCUACGGAGGAGAGCAUGUCCCAGGAAGUCCAUUUAAGGUCCCAGUGAAAGGCGUGGUGGACUCCAGCAAGGUCAAGGUCUCUGGUCCAGGCGUGGCAUCGGGAGUCAGGGCAAACAUCCCACAAUCCUUUACUGUGGACUGCAGUAAGGCAGGCGAGGCCCCUCUGGCGGUGGCCGUCAACGGCCCUAAAGGACUGGCUGAACCAGUGGAGGUGACGGACAAUGGGGACGGGACCCACAGCGUGUCUUACACUCCGUCCAUGGAAGGACCGUACUCCGUCUCCAUUAAAUACGCUGACGAGGACAUUCCCCGCAGCCCCUUUAAGUUCAGAGUGCUGCCCAGUCACGAUGCCAGUAAAGUUCGAGCCAGUGGACCCGGGCUCACCAGCGGCGUCCCCGCCAGCUUUCCAGUCCAGUUUAACAUUGACGCCCGAGAUGCCGGUCAGGGCCAGCUAAGCGUGAUCAUCACAGACCAGGAUGGCAAACCCAAGCAGCCAAAUAUCCAUGACAACGGUGACGGUACAUACACGGUAUCCUACAUCCCUGACCGGACGGGGCGCUACACCAUCGUCAUUAAGUACGGUGGAGACGACAUCCCUGCGUCGCCCUACAGAGUCCGCGCCUCGGCGUCCGGAGAUGCGAGCAAGUGCAUGGUUACCGGUCCCGGGGUGGGCCCCACCGUGGCCAUUGGCGAGGAGCUCGGCCUGGUGGUCAACGCAAAGGGUGCUGGGAAAGGAAAGGUGAGCUGUAUGGUGGUUCAGCCCGACGGCAGAGAAGUGGAAGCUGAGGUUCUGGAGAACGAGGACGGCACCUUUGAUAUUUACUACACUGCCCCGGCCCCUGGGAACUACGCCAUCUACGUCCGAUUUGGAGGAGAGAACAUCCCCUGCAGUCCCUUCAAAGUUAUGGCUACUGAUGAAGUCCCUAUCAGGGAACAGCAGAUGGCGAAACAGAGACACGCUGGUCCCCCUAGAGCUGGCUUCCAGCCAUGGGUGACAUCAGAAAACUACCAGCCAGUCAGCAGCAACCUGAAUGGCAGCGGCUUCAGACCAUUUGACAUGAUCAUACCGUUCUCCUUCAGGACAGGAGAAAUCACUGGGGAGGUGUUGAUGCCUUCAGGACAAUCUGCCCAGCCUGUGAUCACAGACAACAUGAAUGGGACGGUGACUGUUCAGUACUCGCCCACUCAGGCCGGCCUGCACGAGAUGCACAUCAAGUACAAUGGCACACAUAUCCCAGAGUCGCCUCUUCAGUUCUUUGUCAACGACACCAGCAGUCCCAAUGUCACGGCCUACGGUCCUGGACUGAGCUACGGCACCGCCAACAAGGUGGCAAUGUUCACCGUUUUCACAGACGAUGCCUCUGAAGGAGGUCUGGACCUAGCUAUUGAGGGUCCGUCCAAAGCGGAGAUUAGCUGCGUGGAUAACAAAGACGGAACAUGCAGCGUCAGCUACCUUCCCACGCUGCCCGGAGAUUACAACAUCCUGGUUAAAUACAACGAUGAUCACAUCGAGGGCAGCCCAUUUACUGCAAGGAUCACCGAGGACAACCAGCGCCGCUCGCAGGUCAAACUGGGCUCAGCAGCAGAUUUCUGUCUGGACAUCAAUGAGAGCGACCUGAGUGUGCUGACCGCCAGCAUCAGAUCGCCUUCAGGACAGGAUGAGCCCUGCCUGCUAAAGAGGAUGGCAAACAACCACAUUGGCAUCUCCUUCAUCCCUCGGGAGGUGGGUGAGCACCAGGUCAGCAUACUGAAGAAUGGCCACCAUAUCGCCAACAGCCCCAUCACCAUCAUGGUGGUCCAGUCUGAGAUCGGAGACGCCGGACGAGUCAAAGUUCACGGAGACGGUCUGGUGGAGGCCAGCACCUUCACCAACGCUGACUUUGUAGUCGACACACGGGAGGCGGGUUAUGGUGGUCUGGCUCUGUCCAUUGAAGGUCCUAGCAAGGUGGACAUUCAGACAAAGGACAUGGAGGAUGGGACGUGUGGAGUCACCUACUGCCCCACUGAACCUGGAAACUAUAUUGUGUCCAUCCGCUUUGCAGAGGAACACGUUCCAGGAAGUCCGUUCACAGUGAGGGUGACCGGUGAAGGUCGGAUCCGGGAGAGCAUCACCCGGCGUCAGAAGGCGGCAUCUGUUGUCAGCGUCGGCGGUGUGUGUGACCUCAACCUGAAGAUACCCGCCCUGGACACACAGGACAUCACCGCUGAGGUCACCUCACCGUCCGGAACCAGUCAGCCCACUGAGCUGGUUUCCAUGGGCAACGACACCUACUGCGUGCGGUUUGUGCCCACACAGAUGGGCGUGCACAACGUUGACGUAAAGUACAGGGGUGUGCACGUACCAGGCAGUCCUUUCCAGUUCACCGUUGGACCACUAGGAGAGGGCGGAGCCAGCAAAGUGCAAGCCGGGGGUAAAGGCCUGGAAGGAGCUGUGGCUGGAGAGCCAGCGGAGUUCAGCAUCUGGACGAGGGAGGCCGGAGCCGGUGGUCUGUCCAUCUCCAUGGAGGGACCCAGCAGGGCAGAGAUCUCCUUCGAUGACCGCAAAGAUGGAUCCUGCGGCAUCUCCUACGUAGCUCAGGAGCCUGGUGAUUAUGAGAUCUCGGUGAAGUUUAAUGAGCAGCACAUCCCUGACAGCCCCUACCUGGUUCCUGUUGUGGCUCCGGUGAACGAUGCCCGACGGCUCACUGUUGCCGGCCUUCAGGAGUCCGGUCUAAAGGUCAAUCACCCAGCAUCCUUUGCGGUGCGUCUGAAUGGAGCACAGGGCAAGUUGGAGGCCAAAGUCCACAGUCCUUCUGGAGCUCUGGAGAAGUGUGCGGUCACGGAGCUGGAGAAAGAUAAAUACGCCAUCCGCUUCAUCCCCAGGGAGAACGGCGUCCAUACCAUUGAUGUUAAGUUUAACGGCUCUCACAUUCCGGAAAGUCCUUUCCAGGUCCGUGUUGGAGAACCAGGACAAAUUGGAGAAGCUGGUCUAGUCUCAGCUUAUGGAUCUGGUUUGGAGAGAGGCACCACAGGAACCCAGUCAGAGUUCAUCAUUAACAACACUAAAGCUGGUCCUGGAGCUUUAACAGUGACCAUUGAGGGUCCCUCCAAAGUGAAGAUGGACUGUCAGGAGAUCCCAGAGGGUUACAAAGUUCACUACACUCCCAUGGCCCCGGGCAGCUAUGUGAUCAGCAUUAAAUAUGGAGGACCCAACCACAUCACUGGGAGUCCCUUUAAGGCUCGAGUCACAGGUGCUCGGCUGGUGAAUGCGACCAACUCCGAGACGUCAACCCUAAUGCUGGAUCCAACUGUACGAUCGUCCAACAGCGGCUUCCUUCAGAGCGGCCUGCCCAGGCCGGGAGACUCUGAUGCCAGCAAGGUGCUGAGCCGAGGAUCCGGACUCAGCAAGGCCUUCGUGAGCCAGAGAAGCAACUUCUCUGUGGACUGCAGCAAAGCUGGUAAGAACAUGCUCCUGGUGGGCGUGUAUGGCCCUCAGGUCCCCUGUGAGGAGGUUCUAGUCAAACAUCUGGGAAACCUGCAGUACAACGUCAGCUACGUGCUGAAGGAACAGGGCAACUACAUCCUGGUGGUGAAGUGGGGCGAUGACCACAUCCCUGGGUCUCCAUUCAACGUCACCGUCCCAUGAUGCACCUCAGAGCUGAGCUGGAGAGGAAACAUUGCUGCACUACAUAAAACUGUCAAAUGAAAACCCUGCUGAACAAAAAUGAACUCAGUUUAUUUCUAUCAAAGUUGAGGAGUUUGUGUCUAUAUGGUUAUUUCUGCCACAAUUGAACUGAUCUCAAUGUAAAAACAAGAAUAAAACAUUCAACACAC
This is a messenger RNA of Cyprinodon tularosa, 8235 nucleotides long. It is a transcript of the gene flnba, whose product is annotated as filamin-B. The record is from RefSeq and is a predicted model, not a curated record. Gene Ontology annotation, molecular function: actin filament binding. Bases 131 to 8047 code for a protein of 2638 amino acids. The transcript has 48 exons. Gene Ontology annotation, biological process: actin cytoskeleton organization. Lineage: Eukaryota; Metazoa; Chordata; Actinopteri; Cyprinodontiformes; Cyprinodontidae.